Messenger RNA from Staurois parvus, 304 nucleotides. NCBI's taxonomy places the organism in Eukaryota, Metazoa, Chordata, Amphibia, Anura, Ranidae. The record is from the annotation of a GenBank genome assembly.
CGGACUGACAACACAUGGGGACCCCCGGGCAAUAGGGGAUCAUGGGGCCCCUGUGUCCUUGCCCAAACUCAAAAAAGCCUAUGAAAAAGGUACCAGGGGCAUCUCAUGGGCCCCCUACUGACCCCGGGCCCUCGGGCAGUGCCCGAGUUUCCAAAUGUCAGUCCGCCCCUGAUCCUGAGGCUGCUGCUUGCAAUGAACCACAAAUGAAUGUGUAUCAAUAUGAAAAAUUAAAUUUGCUGCGCUGCCAUGCUAUUAUUGUAAAAAAAAUAUGAACCUGGUGCACGGCGUUGCGAACACCUGUGUG